UUGGUGAGAGAGAUUUUCCAAGAAUGUCGUCUGUGUUCGAGUGUCCUCGCCCUUAUGGGAUUUCGGUUUCGGGCAUCAUGUUUAAUAAAGAAGGAGACCCAUAUCGCGUGAACCCUAUAACAGGCAAGCCCUAUUUCGUUGACCCAUCUCUCUUACCGCCGGGUGAGCUGAGGAAGCUGCUGGGGUUGCCCCCUUCCGAUGAUGAUGAUUAUGUUGAUGAUGUUGAUUAUACACUGCCGCCCAUCAUAGAACCUUUUACCAUUCCUGACUUCCCCGUACCAUCGGGCCCGCCAUUGGAAUCUCUAAGAUAUCCUAUAUACGAGAAGAUUACACCUCGGCACUUACUUGGCAAAGUUGGACUUCAUUGCUACAAUCUUCAAAAGGGGACAAACUUCCAAUAUUUGUGUGGAUCUGGGAGUAUCCACAAGGAUACUGGAAUAUUUACUUCCCUGUUACGCAAUUCCAAUAGCCAACUCGAAUCAAGGGUUCUGUAUAAUGAGGUUGAGGAGAAACGUUGCUCGACUAUGAUUACAACGCUCUGCAGGCUUAAGCCUCCAGAGGAGGAGGAGGAGGUGGAACGCGACCUAUGUGCGGCCUUUGACAGACUUGCCGUGGAUGAUUUCUUCAAAGGUGACAUUUCCGAUUGGGUGCCUGACGGUGCCACUGAUAAUCUCCAAUACUACGAGAUGAAAGAAUCAGACGUGGAAGAACACAAGCAAUGGCUUCAUCUGUAUGCGGAACUUGCAUUCUUUACCACGUUAGACCGUUUCCUGGACGAACUGAGGUGGGCACAACCAUUUGAGCUGAGAAAGAUCAUUGUGCAAACCAGAGAAUAUGUGGAGCCGAAGAAGAAGGCCAAGGCCGAGAAUGCAAUCUUCUACAUUUCCUUCAAAACCCGUGGCGGCGGUGAAAACUACAAUGCUAUCAUAAGGAGAACAAUGGAUGGAACGCCAGAUCAUAUGUCGCUUGAAGUCAAGUGUUUUAAGAUGUGAAAAGUCCACCAUUAUGUAUCAAUCAAAGUAUCAUAUCUUCCCAUUAUGUAUUCUGAGGUCUUUCUUUGAAGAAAGUACCAUGGAUAGAGCGUUGAAUAAGUUUGUGUGGUUUAAGUGUCUCUUUGUCUUUCAAGAUAUUAUGUAUCGUGGUCUUUGAAUAACUUUUAUGUGUGUUAGUCUUGUCUCUCAAGACAUUAUGGCAUAGACAUUAUGGAAUGUGGUGGUCUUUGAAUAAGUUUAUGUGAGUUACGUGUGUUUUUGUG
This is a messenger RNA of Camelina sativa (false flax), 1255 nucleotides long. RefSeq names its product UPF0725 protein At2g20620-like. Lineage: Eukaryota; Viridiplantae; Streptophyta; Magnoliopsida; Brassicales; Brassicaceae. The record is from RefSeq and is a predicted model, not a curated record.